AUGUGCCUUCUCGCCGCCCUGCUGAUGCUUCUUCCUGCUCCUGCAGAAGUUCAGCUGAGAACGACACCCUACAGACAUUUCUAUCACGAGAAGAAUAUCAUAAGGGGGAACUGGUAUAGUACAAGGGCUUACUGCAAGAAGAAUCAUGGCGACAUGAUCACCAUCAGAGAUGAAGUGGAGAACAGACAAUAUUACGAAGUCGAAGGCUGGAUUGGUUUGUAUCGAAAGAAUUCAACCUCUGAGUGGAAAUGGUCCAGAAGAGACGAGAUCGCAAAGUUCCUUCUCUGGGAGGAUGGUAAGAGGAUCCCAUACAUGAUCCAUGGAAAAAUAUCAAGACUAUCAACUGAUUUAUUGACAAAGCAGUCCUGUAAUAACAAACUCAGAUUUUUAUCUUUAGACACAGAAAGAAGUCUUCUGAUCCAUCUUUCUUACAAAAAAACUCUAUAACAUACGAUCAAUCUGUCUCCGCUUCCUCUUGAGUAGUUUCCUUUACUCACUUUUCUGGAAUGUUGAAGCAACAUUGCACUUUGCAUUUGCGCUCCUUGUACACUUUCAGGAAAAAAAAAGUCUUCCGUAUGUUUCAGGACAGAACCAAACCAUGUUGAAAAAACAAAACUGGAGAGGGACAUGUGCACAAAAGUUUGAUUAGAAGGUACUUUUUGAAAGGGACAGACUUAUCUAAACUUUUCCCUCCUAGGUUGUUCCCUCAACCUCAGCAUCUCUUUUGUUUCAGACAAUCGUGAUAUUGAGGAGAUGAUUACUUGAUUGAGUGAUUGAUUUAUUAUUUUGAUUGAAAGGUGAUCCAAAUGAUUGGGAGAACUGUGCCUACAAAAAGACAAGAGAAAAUGGAUGGCACAGCCUCAACUGUUAUCAUUGGCACCCUUACAUAUGCAAUGACGAAUUGCUGUUUCUGGUGAAGGAGGAGAAGACUUGGGAGGAGGCGUUGGUGCACUGCAGGACUCUCGAGGCCAAAGACCCCAGUAAGCCAGUCUCAGCCUACGAGAACUAUAAGUACGACUUGGCCACCUUGCUCACAGACGAUGACCAUGAGUUUGCGCGAGAGAAGGCACAAAGUGCUACCACUGAUGAGGUAGGCAAUUUUAGUUCAGACUGUUUGUGCAGUAAAGGAAAAGGAACUACUCUCUGUUAACUUUUCUCUGUCCGCAGCUUUGGACGGGUCUGCGCUACCUGGCUGGUUAUUGGCUGUGGGUUGGAGGAGAGGAUAUGAACUACAAAGACAUUAAAGGAUGCCUGAGUGAGGGUUUCUGUGGCACACUGCCUAUAGCAAGCAAUAAAACCUAUGAGAUAAGGUCCUGUGAGGAGAGAAGAAACUUCUUCUGUUACAAGAAGCCUGAAACAAAUCUUUAUUUUGAAGCCUCUGCUUAA
Xyrichtys novacula (pearly razorfish) is the source of this 1386-nucleotide messenger RNA. The record is from the annotation of a GenBank genome assembly. NCBI's taxonomy places the organism in Eukaryota, Metazoa, Chordata, Actinopteri, Labriformes, Labridae.